GCCGGAAGCGAAAGCUUCCGCUUUAUGAGUUAUGGCAAGAUCAACCAGCUCCACGCGCUCACACGGAUUGUUUGACGCCUUCUAACUGAGCAGCUAGUCAAUGUUAGAACGCUCAUUGUCAUAAAGCUCUCGACUGUCUUUGCGUUCAGGGUAGACGGUUCCGCGUGCCUUCACAACCUUCCUCGAUUCAAUUGUGAUCGGGUGGCCUGACCUCCUAGAUCAAAAGGAAAAACCCCAUCGCGCUCUCCUGAGGCUGCUGUGCGAUUUAGAAUUUAAGUUGAACUACCCGAACCUAUACGUUCCCGCCCUCCUUCUCUUAUCUCACCAUGUCAGAAACAUCUGUGGAGUCUUUGUCAAUGGAGACGGUUCUCCGUCUCGGGACCAUAGCGAUUUGCAUUUACGAUUAUAUCAGAACUCUUCCAGCUGAGUACAAAUUCUGGCGGGAUAAAGGGCCACAGAUUCGUCCCAACCUCGUCCUCUUCGUCCUUAUUCGCUACAUCAGUGUCACUGUAUUGGUUGUUAGCAACGUCGGAUACUUUUCACAUUCCUUCGGGGAAAAGUCAUGUCAGAGGUACUACAUGGUCCCCGUGGUCUUGAAAGCCCUUCAGAUGACCGUAUGCCAGUUCAUCCUUGGACUACGAACAUACAGCAUCUCUCGACGCUCACAGCGGAUCAAAAUAUUUCUCAUUGUCGUGACAGUGAUAAUCACUUUACUGGAGUGGUUCACAAAUUUAUACGGCCGUGUCAUGAUUCGAACGGACGGAAGCUGCACAUCGGGCAACGACCCUUCAAAGCUGGUGAACUGGACAUUCUACAUCUGGGCCAUGCUUUACGAUAUGAUAACUCUAGGAUUAUCCACAUACUUCCUGGUCAAAUCCGGUGGCUCCGGACUGUCCUCUAUGACCGGUCUAGUGAAAGCCAUGGUUGUUGAUGGCCUUGGAUACAUCGCGCUCCUUACUAUAACGAACACCCUAAACCUUAUCCUAUACCGGGCCUCCAGUCUCAGCGCCCAAGCUGCUGCCGCAACUCUCGGCAUCGCUUUCACAUGGAUCAUGUCGCAGAACAUUCUGAUAAAGACUAGAGACGCGGGUAUGCGUUCGUACAAGAACCAUCAGCCAUCGAGUGGACGCACACCUUACAGCAGAUCCGAUGAUCAAAGUCCAGCAGCCGUUGCUGUCACAACUAAAGGCAUUGAACUCGAGGUACAGGUUACGAUCAAUCGCGAGCAGGAUAUCGAUGAGCCUGGAGUUAAGUGGGAUGAUUCGAGAUCAGAUGUAGAGAGUCAGAAGAUGAGCAGGAUUACUAGGUGAAGAAGACACAAUUAGACCUCUCG
This is a messenger RNA of Desarmillaria tabescens, 1333 nucleotides long. RefSeq lists its product as uncharacterized. The coding region runs from base 327 to 1310 and encodes 327 amino acids. The record is from RefSeq and is a predicted model, not a curated record. Lineage: Eukaryota; Fungi; Basidiomycota; Agaricomycetes; Agaricales; Physalacriaceae. The transcript has 11 exons.